This is a messenger RNA of Suillus clintonianus, 1414 nucleotides long. RefSeq names its product Scramblase-domain-containing protein. Bases 1 to 1092 code for a protein of 363 amino acids. Gene Ontology annotation, biological process: plasma membrane phospholipid scrambling. The record is from RefSeq and is a predicted model, not a curated record. Gene Ontology annotation, molecular function: phospholipid scramblase activity. Gene Ontology annotation, cellular component: plasma membrane. The transcript is spliced from 9 exons. NCBI's taxonomy places the organism in Eukaryota, Fungi, Basidiomycota, Agaricomycetes, Boletales, Suillaceae.
AUGAUUGGACUACUGGCAUUGACUGGCCGCAGAGGACUCACUAAACCAUGUGUCGCUCUCCUCCACCCUGCACAAUCUUUUCGGCGAGGUUACGCCCUUUCUAGAUUUCCUGAGCGAAGGACCGGUUUUGGAAGGAGUUCAGGACGCAAACCCACUCAGGGAACCGUGCCAUCUACUCAGGAUGAGACAUAUGGAUCAUCAUCGUCUGCAUACGAGGAACAACCCUCUGUGCAUGAUUCGCAGCUCUGGGGUUCGAGCCAGAGAACGCCCUCCAGUAACCCGGAGGAAGGUUUGAAGCACCUGUUACUCAAUAAUAAUACGUUGGUCAUAACAAGGAAGCUUGAAAUGCUGAGUAUAUUCAUGGGUUUUGAGCAGUCGAACCGAUAUACCAUUACAAACGAAGCUGGUGAACCGCUUGGAUACAUCGCUGAAGAGCCACGAGGUAUCCUGUCGAUGUUUGCCAGACAAGUCUUCCGCACACACCGUCCCUUUCGUGCUUUAGUAAUGGACCUUCACGGGUCACCUAUUCUCUGGAUUCGCCGACCAUUUGCGUGGAUAAAUUCGCGCAUGUUCGUCCAAAGGCUAAAAGACCUUGACGAGUACACGCCAGAAGGGGAACCUGUCCUAGACACAUUUGCUGAAGUCCAGCAGGAAUGGCAUCUUUGGCGAAGACGAUACCAUCUCUUUCUUCGUGACCAGCCCAGGCGCAUACUUUCCACCACCUCCGAGCCCCAGCCCGAACCUCCGACAGAUUCAUUCACCCAGUUUUCAAAGAUAGACGAGGGGCUCUGGGCCUGGCACUUUAACAUGCUCGAUGCGCGCGGUGCGCCCAUUGCGACUGUCAACAGGGCAUUCCGCGGCUUUGGAAGGGAGAUUUUCACUGAUACAGGACAAUAUUUCGUGACCUUUGAUGCCACACGCCCAGACCUGUCCGAUCCAACGCCGCAACAGCCCACGGUGAUGAGGAAUCUCACUCUUGACGAGCGCGCGCUCGUGCUUGCGGCGGCAGUAAACAUCGAUUAUGAUUACUUUUCAAACCAUUCGGGGGGUCACGGAUUGGGGUUCCUGGACCUGUGGAGCUCAGGAGAAUGAAGAUACUCGUAAAGUAUCUGUCAUUUUGUCACACUGUUUAUCGGUUGCGGUUGGGAUACAAUAUGUAUAUUGCUGGCAGAGUUAAUAUAAAACAGCUAGUCACCUUCCCCGACUUCGCACAAGGUACUAAGAACAACCUCCUGCUCGGAUGACCUCCCUGAUCGUUAAAGGCCUGUCGCGCAUUGUGGCAGGCCAGGUGAAGUCACUGAUUACGGUUUAGUGCGUUGAAUGCGCCCUGGAUUACAUCGCUGUCCUCGAGCAAUAUAAAGGACAAAGUGGGCACGACACGCUGAGUGACAAUGACUAGCUCGGGAGCGACACA